Messenger RNA from Dryobates pubescens (Downy woodpecker), 1096 nucleotides. RefSeq names its product tyrosine 3-monooxygenase/tryptophan 5-monooxygenase activation protein epsilon (gene YWHAE). The transcript is spliced from 6 exons. NCBI's taxonomy places the organism in Eukaryota, Metazoa, Chordata, Aves, Piciformes, Picidae. The record is from RefSeq and is a predicted model, not a curated record. Gene Ontology annotation, cellular component: cytoplasm. Gene Ontology annotation, biological process: signal transduction. Bases 136 to 903 code for a protein of 255 amino acids.
UGCCCGGAUGCAGCGGGAGGAGGUGCUGCCGCCAUAUUUGCCCAGAGAGCAGCGAGCUGGUAGCUGCUGAGCCCCCCAGACCCAUCGGCUUCCAUCCGCCCCGUGCAGUCCCCGACGCCGCCCCGCCUGCAGGACAUGGACGAUCGGGAGGACCUCGUUUAUCAGGCCAAGUUGGCUGAGCAGGCUGAGCGCUACGAUGAAAUGGUUGAAUCAAUGAAGAAAGUGGCUGGAAUGGAUGUGGAGUUGACAGUGGAAGAAAGAAACCUGCUUUCUGUUGCGUAUAAAAACGUGAUUGGAGCCAGAAGAGCUUCCUGGAGAAUAAUCAGCAGCAUUGAACAGAAAGAAGAAAACAAAGGUGGAGAAGAUAAAUUAAAAAUGAUUCGGGAAUAUCGGCAAAUGGUUGAGACUGAACUGAAAUUAAUCUGUUGUGACAUUCUGGAUGUACUGGACAAACACCUCAUUCCAGCAGCUAACACUGGCGAGUCCAAGGUUUUCUAUUACAAAAUGAAGGGGGACUACCAUAGGUAUCUGGCUGAGUUUGCCACAGGAAAUGACAGGAAGGAGGCUGCAGAGAAUAGCUUGGUGGCUUACAAAGCUGCUAGUGAUAUUGCAAUGACAGAACUCCCACCAACACAUCCUAUCCGCUUAGGACUUGCGCUCAACUUCUCUGUAUUCUACUAUGAAAUUCUUAAUUCUCCUGAUCGUGCCUGCAGGUUGGCAAAAGCAGCUUUCGAUGAUGCUAUUGCAGAACUGGAUACACUGAGUGAAGAAAGCUAUAAGGACUCUACACUUAUCAUGCAGUUGUUACGUGAUAAUCUGACACUAUGGACUUCAGACAUGCAGGGUGAUGGUGAAGAACAGAAUAAAGAAGCGCUGCAGGAUGUGGAAGAUGAAAACCAGUGAGACACAAAGGCCAACAAGAGAACCCAUCUCUGACCACCCUCCCCCCUCCCCACGAAAACCCUCAGUGUCACUCUGAGAACCACCAAAUCUGACUUUUACAUCGGGUCUCAGAAUUUAGGUUCCUGCCCUGUUGGGUUUCUUUAUUUUUAUUUUAAAUUUUUUUUUUUUUUUUACACAGUUUAAAAGUUCUUAA